UUGCAAUCUCCCAUUCUCCCUACUUGUUUAUCAUGACCAUCACUCCCAAUCACUCUUCAAUUUCUUCCAACUCCCAUUCACAUAUUCCUAUAAAUUUAAAUUAAUCACUUGUUAUAUUUUCAUAUUGCACAAUAGAAGACCUUUGAUUUAAUAGUUUUGGUUUAAUUUCAUGCUUUGAUAUGGUGGCACUUCAAUGGCUCAGCUUAGUGGCUGCAAUAUGGCUUCAAUCGGUGAACGGAACCAACUUGAACUUCCCGGCAUAUUCCUCCCGCAUCAAACAGCUACUCUCCUUAUCCCAAGUCCAGCUCAACAAUCUCGCCUUCGCCAACGACGCCGGGAAGCUCUUCGGCUGGUUUUCCGGCGUCGCGGCGGCGUAUCUCCCGCUCUGGCUCGUCCUCCUCAUCGGCUCGACGCUCGGCUUCAUCGGCUACGGCGUUCAGUACCUUUUCGUCAUCAACCAAAUCCCGUCUCUGUCUUUCUGGCAAGUCUUCCUCCUCACCGCCGUCGCCGGGAACAGUAUUUGCUGGAUCAACACCGUCUGUUACAUCGUCGCCAUCCGGAACUUCCCGUUGGACCGCCAGGUGGUCAUCGGAAUAUCCACGAGCUACGUCGGGUUAAGCGCCAAGAUUUUCACGGAUAUAGUUGAUAUCGUGGGGAAUUCUUCUUCUUCCUCUUCUUCUCCGAACGAAAGAGCAAAAUUCUAUCUUCUCCUGAACUCUGUUCUGCCAUUGAUAGUCGCCGCCGUAGCGUCCCCUUUCGCCAGAGGAAUCGAGAUCGGAAAAUCAAGAAACCUCGCCGGCGGGUUCAGCGCAAUGUUUGUCAUAACGACCGCCACCGGGAUUUACGCGGUGGUGACGAGCUUGGGUUCGGGUUUGAUUUCACGAAUCUUGAGCCUCGCCGGCAUGGCGGUGUGGCUGGUGUUUCCCCUGUUCGUUCCGGUGACAGAGGAGCUUAAGGAAACGUGGCAGAGGAAGUGUCUGCUAAGGCCUAGGCGGGAUGUGAGAGUUCAUAAUACGAGCAAUAACAGUAAUCCGACCGAGCAAGAACUGAAGGCGGUGGCGCCGCCGGUGGCGAAGGAGGAGGGCCGGGCAGAUGAGAUAAACGUCAGGGAGGAGGUCGGAGCAACGGCGAUGGUGAAAAGGGUGGAUUUUUGGCUGUAUUUCUUCGUUUAUUUAUUCGGGGCGACUCUGGGUUUGGUGUAUCUGAACAAUUUGGGCCAAAUUGCAGAGUCCCGGGGAUGCUCGGAGACGGCGUAUUUGGUGUCGUUGUCGUCGUCGAUGAGCUUCUUCGGCCGGCUUCUUCCAUCCUUCUACGACUCUUUCUCCUCAAAGAGGGACAAGUACAAAAUUUCAAGAGCGGCUAGCAUAGGAGCAGCAAUGGCGCCGAUGUGUGGGGCUUUCUUCCUCCUCCUCCAUGGAAGUCACAUAUGUCUCUAUCUCAGUACGGCCGUUAUAGGGACGGCCACCGGCGCCAUUACUUCCCUCGCCGUCUCCACAACCACCGAAUUGUUCGGCGCCCACAACUUCGGCCUCAACCACAACAUCGUCGUCACCAACAUCCCGAUCGGCUCUUUCCUCUUCGGCGACUUCGCCGCUCUCCUCUACAACGCCCAAGGCCGCCGCCGCGGGGGCGGCGGUGCUUGCAUGGGCACGCUCUGCUUCCGCACCACCUUCCUCAUCUGGGGCUGUCUUUGCUCCUUUGGGACGUGGCUGGCUCUCCUUUUCCAUGCAAGAACUAGACACUUACAUUAAUUAUUAUACUAUCAUCAUUGAUAUGAUGAAAUUGUAUUAUUACUACACAUAGUCUAUUUUAAUUCUCCCUUAAAUUAAAAAAAAAAAUAGUUGUAAUCUUAACGUACUAUGCUAACUAGCUCACAAUGGCACUAUGCCACUAUGGUUCGAGUUAAUAAUUAAUUGGUAUAUAGCUUGAUCAAUGGCGGCUAUUGGGUUUGAAUUUCAUCUCCUAUAGCUGUAUUUCAUCUCCAAGUUAUUAUGAAUGAAGUUUGCUGGCAUAAACGACCAGUGUAUGCAGUGGCGGACCCAGAGGUUUGUGAGAGCGGGGGCACACUAGACACUAAAGUUAGUCUAUAAUAAUAACUCCAAAUGUAAUAAAAAUGGUAAAAAAAAUGUACGUAGUAUUAAAUUAUACAGAAUAGUUAAUUACAUAUUACAUAUUUCAGUGCUGC
This is a messenger RNA of Cuscuta epithymum, 2185 nucleotides long. The record is from the annotation of a GenBank genome assembly. NCBI's taxonomy places the organism in Eukaryota, Viridiplantae, Streptophyta, Magnoliopsida, Solanales, Convolvulaceae.